AUGAUGUCCUAUCUGAAGCAGCCGCCGUACACGGUGAACGGACUGAGCUUAUCUGCCUCAGGAGUGGACCUGCUGCAUCCAUCUGUGGGAUACCACGGCGCCCCUCGCAAACAGAGGCGGGAAAGGACGACCUUCACCCGGGCCCAGCUCGACGUGCUGGAGAACCUCUUCGGCAAGACCCGGUACCCUGACAUCUUCAUGAGGGAAGAGGUGGCCUUAAAGAUCAACCUGCCCGAGUCCAGAGUGCAGGUGUGGUUCAAGAACCGACGGGCCAAGCAUCGCCAGCAGGCUCAGCAGACCCAGAGUGGAGCGCAGAACAAAGCAGUGACCAGGCCGGUGAAGAAGAAGUGCUCCCCGCUCCGAGAGCCAAGCUCCGAGAGCGGAGCCAGCGGCCAGUUUACGCCGCCCUCCAGCACCUCGCUCCCAGCUGUGAGCGGCAGCGCGGCGCCGGUGUCUAUCUGGAGCCCGGCCUCCAUCUCCCCGCUCUCCGACCCGCUCUCCACCUCCUCCUCCUCCUGCAUGCAGCGCUCCUACCCCAUGGCCUACUCGCAGGCGUCGGGCUACAACCAGGGCUACACGGGCUCCUCGUCCUACUUCACCGGCAUGGAGUGCGGCUCCUACCUGUCGCCUAUGCACCACCAGCUCUCGGGCGCCGCUAUGAGCCCCAUGGGCAGCAACGGCGCGUCCAGCCACCUGAGCACGGCCUCCUCCCUCUCCUCGUCGGCGUACGGAGCGGCGGGCCUCGGCUUCAGCGGCCCCGCGGACUGCCUGGACUAUAAGGACCAGACAGCUUCAUCGUGGAAGCUCAAUUUCAACACGGACUGUUUGGAUUACAAGGACCAGGCAGCGUGGAAGUUUCAAGUGUUGUGA
Molecule: messenger RNA, 870 nt
Organism: Pleuronectes platessa (European plaice)
Lineage: Eukaryota; Metazoa; Chordata; Actinopteri; Pleuronectiformes; Pleuronectidae
Product: homeobox protein OTX2-like
Exons: 3
Coding region: 1-870 (289 amino acids)
Biological process (GO): regulation of transcription by RNA polymerase II; multicellular organism development
Cellular component (GO): nucleus
Molecular function (GO): RNA polymerase II cis-regulatory region sequence-specific DNA binding; DNA-binding transcription factor activity, RNA polymerase II-specific
Source: RefSeq, a predicted model, not a curated record